AAGCUCCGACGGAGGGACGCAGAGGACCAUCGAAGCCGGACAGGGGGACUGUAUUGGGAGCUCUGCGCCUUCUGGUUCCGCCUUUCCGUAGAGAGCCAGAAAAAGGUGCGGCCAUCAGCGAAGCUUCGGAGGCCUUGGGUCCAUGCUUGACGGGCACGCCGACCGGGCUUUGAAGAAAUCCAGCGGCGCGGCAACUGGCAAUGGCACUGUUGCUGCCCCGCACCCUGGGCGAGCUCCAGCUCUACCGCGUCCUCCAGCGAGCCAACCUCCUCUCCUACUAUGAGACCUUCAUCCAGCAGGGUGGUGAUGAUGUGCAGCAACUGUGUGAGGCAGGUGAGGAGGAGUUCCUGGAGAUCAUGGCUCUGGUUGGCAUGGCGACCAAGCCACUCCAUGUCCGGCGCCUCCAGAAGGCUCUGCGGGAGUGGGCAACCAAUCCCGGUCUCUUUAAUCAGCCAGUGCCCUCCAUACCUGUAAGCAGCAUACCGCUCUUCAAGAUCUCUGAGUCUGGGGGCCGCAAAUCACUCACCAACGGGCACACCAGUCCAGGAGAGAUCCCUGGCAAAACCAGUGCCACUUCCCCUGCCAAGAGCCCCUCCGAGCCACAAGGGAAGCUGUCCCCCUUGCCAGCCAUGCAGUGGGGCAACCCCGAGUCUGAAGAAGAAGGGGGGGCAACCUCACCCAGCGAGCCCCCCUCAUCCACUGAGCAUCUCGAUCCAGAGCUGGCCCACGCAGUGUCCGAGGGGGUGGAUCGGCUGCUGCGCAGCUGCCCUCGCAGUGGAGAUAUGGAGCUGAAGACCCUCCUGAAGCUGAAUAAGAAGCUGGCCAAAACGGUGGGGCAUAUCUUCCAGAUGGACAAUGGAGACCCUCGGAAAGAAGAAGAAAUCCGGCGUCACAGUGCCAUCUAUGGGCGGGGUGAAACUCGGCGAUGCGAGGGCAAGCAGCUCACCCUUCACGAGCUCACAAUUAAUGAGGCUGCUGCCCAGUUCUGUCUGCGGGACAAUUCACUGCUAUUGCGUCGUGUGGAAUUGUUCUCGCUGUCACGUCAGGUGGCUCGGGAGAGCAGCUACCUAUCUUCGCUUAAAAGUUCUAGACUCCGUCCAGAUGAAAACUGUGGCGGACGAGCUAAGCGCCUCAAGCAGGAGCAGGUUGCAGAGCACAGCCGCCCUGAGCUUCCCUUGGUCUGCGAACCCUUCCUUCCUCCAUACCGAUCCAGUGUAGAGGAAGACACAGCCAGCUUGUCUGGGGAAAGCUUAGACGGACAUCCGCAAGCUACUGGAUCCUGUCCCCGGCUUACGCCACCCCCCAACACCGCUUCUGAUGCACUGCUGAGCCUCCCGCCGCAUGGGCUAUGGAGCCGUCAUAUCCUGCAGCAGACACUGAUGGACGAAGGGCUGCGACUGGCCCGGCUGGUGUCCCAUGAGCGAGUGGGACGGCUCAGCCCAUGUUUGCCAGGAAAACCCCAGAUGCCUGAGUUUGGGGAAGUUCUUUCUGAGAGAUGCCAGCCUCCAGCAGCACAGCCUGAGGCUAGAAGAAACAGCAUUAAGGUGGAACCAGACACCAGCCGGCAAUGAGCAGCAGGGGCACCCUUGCUCAGCCUCUAAGCAAUAAUACUCCAGCCAGCUCUGAGCAUUAGACAGACCUCUGCCAGGAAGAGGGGGGCUGUCCUCUGCAUCACCCCCAGGAGACCUGUGGGGCUUUCUUGCAGAAGGCGAGCUGUCAUAUUAGCACAACCAACUCCUUCACCCUGUUCUCAUCUUGAAAUGGAGAGCAUGCUUGGCUGACAAACAGAAGAGCAUGGAUCAAUGGAUAGCGAAUCACAUAGGAAGCCUGCCAUCUUAAUUUAACUCAGCAAGAAGGGGUGCCCUGGCUACAGUUGAUAGCAUGAACUCAGGUAGACCAAAUCUCUGGCCCUCUGAUGGACUAAUGGAAGGUCAAUCUUACCCACAGCCUUUCCUCCCAUGUGAGACUUGAAACUGAGGGGUACAUAGCCAUAAAAAAGCACAUAAAAUAUCCUGUAC
Candoia aspera is the source of this 2018-nucleotide messenger RNA. It is a transcript of the gene NAB2, whose product is annotated as NGFI-A binding protein 2. Lineage: Eukaryota; Metazoa; Chordata; Lepidosauria; Squamata; Candoiidae. Gene Ontology annotation, molecular function: transcription factor binding; transcription coregulator activity. Gene Ontology annotation, cellular component: nucleus. The record is from RefSeq and is a predicted model, not a curated record. Gene Ontology annotation, biological process: negative regulation of DNA-templated transcription. The coding region runs from base 201 to 1571 and encodes 456 amino acids. The transcript has 7 exons.